GAGAGAACCGGUCCAGUGGAAAGAUCAAAGACCACUCCUACUCCACUUCGGGACUUAUAAAUACAUGAUACAACAUUACAACCCAAGAACAAAGCACUACUCCUGAGAAGCAAGAAGCAGAGAAGAGUAAGAUAGAGUUUGAAAGACAUCAUAUCGCCCAAGCUGCCAAACAUCAGGUCAUUCAGGCGUAAGGAAGAAUCAAUCAAGAGUCAAGAACAGAAGAUGACUCACCAAGCGGGAAAAGAGGCGGCGAUCCCACUGCUAACACCGUACAAGAUGGGGCAGUUUGAUCUAUCCCAUCGGGUGGUGCUUGCACCCAUGACACGGUGCCGCUCCUACGGCGGCGUGCCACAGCCGCAAGCGGCGGUGUACUACUCACAGCGUGCCACCAGGGGCGGGCUCCUCAUCUCAGAGGGCACAGUGAUUUCCCCCGAUUCUAUGGGUUACCCAGAGAUCCCUGGUAUCUGGACGCAAGAACAGGUCGAGGCAUGGAAGCCAAUCGUGGAUGCCGUCCACCGCAAGGGCGCCUUGUUUUUCUGUCAGAUUGCCCAUGUUGGGAGAGUCUACACAACUGAAAUCAAGACGGAUGAACCGGCGCCUAUCUCCAGCACCGACAAGGCUGUAAUCCCCGACGAUGAGGCUGGCAUAGUGUAUCCCAAACCCCGGGGGCUGAGGAUAGAUGAGAUACCUCAUGUCAUUGAAGACUUCAGGUGUGCCGCCCGAAAUGCCAUUCAGGCAGGGUUCGACGGUGUUGAGAUCCAUGGCGCACAUGGGUUUCUCCUUGAGCAGUUCAUGAAGGAUAGCGCUAAUGACCGUACCGACAUGUAUGGCGGUAGCCUCGAGAACCGGUGCCGCUUCGUUGUGGAGCUGGUUGAUUCUCUUGUCCACGAAGUUGGGGCACAUCGUUUGGGAAUCAGGUUGUCACCAUUCGUAGACUACAUGGAUUGCGUCGACUCCGACCCAGAAGGGCUUGCCGCCUACUUGGUGGAGCAGCUCAAUAAGCACCAAGGGUUUCUUUACUGCCACAUGGUAGAACCACGAAUGGCCAUUGUCGACGGGCGCAGACAGAUUCCCCAUGGGCUAUUGCCCUUCAAGAAAGCCUUCAAAGGCACCUUCAUUGCCGCCGGUGGGUAUGAUCAAGAGGAGGGCAACAAGGUGGUAUCUGAUGGCUACGCUGACCUUGUGGCCUAUGGGAGAAUUUUUUUGGCCAACCCUGACUUGCUGAGGAGGUUCGAGCUAGGUGCGCCAUUAAACGAGUAUGACCGCUCCACAUUCUACACACAAGAUCCAGUCAUUGGCUACACGGACUAUCCUUUCCUCGAUGAUAACAACAACUCAUUUUCAGCUCCUAACGUAUCGAUCGAAUAAAUGUCAUAGAUUUGUGGUAUAUAAUUUACAUCACAUGAAGUUCCUGAAUGUACGUUUACAGGUUGCAUCGAGUGGUAGUGUGUAAAUUUGUAGACUUUCUAUGUGUACAUUUUCAUAUUUUGUCUAUCCAUUUCAAUUUUUUGUGUAUGAAAGUAUUUGGAGAAUUUAUUGUUCAGUUUCUA
Molecule: messenger RNA, 1550 nt
Organism: Lolium rigidum
Lineage: Eukaryota; Viridiplantae; Streptophyta; Magnoliopsida; Poales; Poaceae
Product: 12-oxophytodienoate reductase 1-like
Exons: 2
Coding region: 223-1368 (381 amino acids)
Molecular function (GO): FMN binding; oxidoreductase activity
Source: RefSeq, a predicted model, not a curated record